GACCUUGACUCUGUAGAUAGAGCGCAAAACUUCAUCUGCUGCUUUGAGUUUUGCUCUGUUAAUUUGUGAAGCCGAAGGUGCGGAGCGGCUACUUCUGAAGAGCUGUAACCAUGGUGUCAGUCAGUGAUACAGUUCAGUGCUUUGUAGAGGUACUCCUAUCAAAUUUGGCCUCAACCUGUGUGUUGCUUCUGGCCUGCUGCGCUGCUGUCCGCUGGUACAUCCGAGAUUCCUACAAGAUCGGUGGUUUUAGUCAGAAGCACGUGUUUAUCACGGGCUGUGACAGCGGCUUUGGGAACCUCCUGGCCAGGCAGCUGGACCAGAAAGGCUUCAGGGUUAUAGGCGGCUGUCUCACGGAGAAAGGUGCUAAAGAUCUAGCAGCAGCGACAUCCCCCAGACUGAAGACCACCCUGCUGGACGUUACAGACAGCGCGAGUAUCCGGAGUGCCGUGGAGUUUGUGAGCAGAGAGGUGGAGGACCGAGGUCUCUGGGGGCUAGUGAAUAAUGCUGGCAGGUCGAUACCCAUUGGACCGACACAAUGGAUGCAACUGGAGGACUUUGCAAAGGUCUUGGACGUGAACCUGAUAGGGGUUAUUGACGUGACCCUGCAGUUUCUGCCUCUCCUGAAGAAAGCCAAGGGCAGAGUGGUGAACGUGGCAAGUAUUCUGGGGAGGCUUUCCCUCACCGGAGGAGGAUACUGUCUGUCCAAAUGGGGAGUGGAAGCAUUCUCCGACAGCCUCAGGAGGGACAUGCAUCCCUUUGGCAUUAAGGUGAGCAUCAUUGAGCCGGGUUUCUUCAAGACUGGAGUGACCAAUGUGGAUCUCAUCAACGCUGAUCUGAGGCGGCUGUGGACGCGCCUUCCUCAAGACGUUAAGGACUCAUACAAAGCUACAUUCCUGGACAACUAUAUGAGGAUGCAGGGCUUCUCUAUGAACAUCCUAUGCUCUCCGGAUAUCUCCAAGGUUACCUGGUGCAUGGAGCACGCGCUCACCGCCCAGUAUCCACGCACACGUUACGGAGCCGGCUGGGACGCCAAGUUCUUCUGGAUCCCUCUGUCCUACCUCCCUUCAUUUGUGUCCGACUUUGUUGUAAACAUGUUCCUGCCCUCACAUAAAGACACAAGAAACGACUGAAUAAGACACUGGGAAGAAGCCAAAGCAUGCAGAAAAACCCAUGCAUGCUUGGAGAGAACAUUAACUGUCGAUGUAGAGACCCCAGCCAGGAUUUGGACGCAGGACCUUCACCCUGCAAGGCAACAGCACUCACAACUGCCUUGACCUGGACUUGAAUGUGACAUUUCUUUCUGGAAUAUUUUACGCCUGGCUGCAUUGUAUGUCAUCAGAAAAAGGAAAAUGCAGUGUUCUUGGUCACCUUUAUACUCUGAUGCUGUCCUAAAUCUUGCCAACUUGAACCAUUUUAUUCUAAAGUCCUCAAAUAUACCUCACACUGCUGGAAAGUUAUACUUUCUCAUCCUCCUCUACCUGACUGCGAGUUACAAACUGCAGAUAUUCUGUUAAGAAGGGGUUUGAUUGAGAUGAAUACCGCCCUCUUCUGGACAAUAUUCUAAUUACAUGACCAGCACCUUUAGUAAUAACUCUUCAGGGCCCCCUUUUAUAAAAUUCUUCAUCCAUUUAGAAGUGAAUUGUUUAUUCUCACUGGAUAAUCAGCAACAAAUCAAUGACCAGCCUUACCUUACCCGAAAUAUGACAACUUUAAACCAAUAAAUAUGUCCUGUCAUUUCCAUAGGACAUGAGUUCUGGCAAAAUGCUAAAGUAAUAUUUUGUUGAUGUUUUUACCCCACUAUGGUAUAUUAAAAUACACUGUGAUCCCCCACUCCCUUCUUCUGACGGAUACCCUUGGAUAUUGAUAAAGCUUUAAUUCUGUGUAAUGUCUGCAAACCACGCACAGCUUUAGCUACAAUGGUGCAAAUGGGAAAAUGUCAAGAAAUUUCAACCAGUAAAAGUGAAUUUUAUUUCAGGUUCAUCAAAUUCACCAUAAUUGAAAGGGAGAUGUUAUCAUAAAAAGCCACAAUCCUGAAAAUAAUCAAAAAGGUGUUUUAAUUAUAAUAAUUAGUUUUAAGGCGUGCGAAAUAUCCAACUUUCUUACAACAGCUUUAUUUUAAUAAAGUUCCUUCUGAUAGAGUUGUUUGUUUUCCAGUUAAAUUGUGCAGUUCUCAUGGAUAAAAAUGACUUUACAUGAAACGUAAUGGAAAUAUUUGUUUUUAAAAAUGAAAUUUAAUAAUUUAGUGUCAAGGCAGCAAAUUAAAAAAACGAAAAACAUUUUCUUUGUUUUUAAUCCUGUAGGGUUGGCUGCUCUGAGGAGACUGUGUUUAUUAAUAGCGCCAUCCGCAGGCCAGAUUCAGAAAUACACAACCAGACUGUUUGGCUUUACAAUAAAAACAAGAGUUUAAAGAAA
Fundulus heteroclitus (mummichog) is the source of this 2412-nucleotide messenger RNA. RefSeq names its product retinol dehydrogenase 7-like. Bases 111 to 1130 code for a protein of 339 amino acids. The transcript has 7 exons. The record is from RefSeq and is a predicted model, not a curated record. Lineage: Eukaryota; Metazoa; Chordata; Actinopteri; Cyprinodontiformes; Fundulidae.